Molecule: messenger RNA, 4522 nt
Organism: Monascus purpureus
Lineage: Eukaryota; Fungi; Ascomycota; Eurotiomycetes; Eurotiales; Aspergillaceae
Source: the annotation of a GenBank genome assembly
AUGUUGAGAGAAAAUCAGCGGUCCAUUAAAGGCGGUGUCAGAGGCGGUGAAGCACGUGACCUCAAUGACGUCGUAAUCGGCUGCACGUCGCUUGGCUACGAUGCCGCGCCUGCGCUUGCAACCAGAGGUGUCAGCUGUCCAUCUUCUCUAAGCCACAGAGAACACUGGAAUCCAUCAGGUCACCGCUUCAUGUCCCCAUUAAUCUCGGCUUUUCGACCACCGUCUACUCGAGGCUUGUCCCUCCGCCAUAGGUCUCGUUACAGACAAAAGAAGCAGCAGAGACGCGAGCAGUCGGACACAGAGUCGGAUAAUCAUGAUGUGGAUGCUCACUCCAUUAUCACCCCGUCUAAGCACACCCCGAAAGCCAUUCGAGCACUGCGGGGUUCUGUCUCUGCUGGCGGUCCUCUGCGCCCGUUUCGCCUGGUGAAGCAGGAUAUUGUCAACCUUCGCCGGCGAUAUAUCUCUGACUGGAAAGUCUUUAAUCAAUUGAUUUUUGCCAGUGCCGUAUAUGUUUUUUUCACGAAUUUGUUGCCUGGGAUCACAUUUGCCAGUGAUCUAUAUGUCCUGACGGGCAAGAACUGGGGGACCAUUGAGGUUGUUUUCAGUACAGGGCUUUGUGGGUUUAUCUUUUCCUUAGUCUCCAUUCAACCAUUGACGAUUUUGGGAGUUACUGGACCUUUCUCGGUUCUGGCAGAGAAUAUAUACAGCUUGUGCCAUGAUUCGUUCAACAUUCCCUUCCUGCCAUUUAUGGCCUGGUCGUUGAUCCAUGCUGCUUGGAUGCACUACAUAUUGGCCAUCAUCAACGCUCAUGACUGGACAAUGCGCUAUGUGACCACGUUUGCUACUGAGAUCUUCUCUCUUCUGAACAGUAUUAUCUAUUUUCAUAAGGCGAUCCAAGAGCUUCAGAGAGCACACGAAGAUCUCUCGUUUGCAGCGUUUCUCUACGCUGUCAUCGGUGCCGUGGGGACCAUGCUUCUUGCUAUCUUCCUUUCAACAGCUGAAAGUUGGCGACCUCUGUUCCACCGUUACAUCCGACUUGGCUUGACAGAGUACGCUGCUGCAAUAUCUAUCAUAAUCUUCAUCGGCUUGCCUUACGUUGGUGAACUCUCCCACCUUGACAAGAUGACCCUUCCAGUAAGCACGUCCUUUAAGCCAACAUCACCAGAUCGUGAUACCUUUUUUGUUCGAUUCUGGGAACUGCCUGUCGCAUGGAUAUUUGGGGCUAUGAUCCCUGGGAUUAUCAUUACCAUGCUUUUCUUCUUUGACCACGAAGUCAGUUCUAUUAUCUGUACAAUUGACCGGUAUGGAACGAAGAAGCCUGGUGGAUUUGCGUGGGAUAUCGUUCUGCUAGGCACUACGACAGCCGUAUGUGGGAUUCUCGGGAUACCGCCAGCGAACGGAUUGUUACCACAAGCUCCUUUGCAUUCCGAGUCGCUGAUGCACAACGAGCAGGAACAGGUUACCGUUUUCGUGGACGGAGAGGAAAAGGUAGAAACUCGUGAAGUCAGACGUGUCUAUGAGCAAAGGUGGUCGGCCUUUCUUCAUUCCGGAGCUAUUUUACUGUUCGUCAGUCCCCCUUUCAUGAAGGUCCUUGGCUUGACUCCCACGAGUGUUCUUGCCGGGUUGUUCCUCUUCAUGGGCGAGCAAAGCUUAUCAGUAAACCCUAUUUUAUAUCGAACGUUCUACCUUCUCACUCCACCGUCCGAACUCCCACCUCUACCCCCAUCCCUCUACAAUGGAGAUCCUGCAGACACGUCCACGGAAAACAAUACGUCAUCACGAAAGAAACCCUUAUAUCUCCCCAUCCACUUCUACACCCUUCUGCAGAUAGUUCUCACGAUAGCUAUUUUCAUCCUAACCCUAACCAAAGGUGCACCGGCAUUCCCAGUUCUGAUCAUUGCCCUGGUACCAUUUCGACUAUUACUCAUGAAACGCUGGUGGCCCCGUGAGGUCCUCAGAUUCGUUGACGCCUGGGCUUGUCGCGAGGGUACUCCGGAAGAUGACGAGGAUGCCAGAUCAGGAGUGGCUGAGGAGACCAGGGAAGCAGGUGCCAACGCUAAUCAUGGUCGGAGAAGCGAUGAUAGCGCCUUCUGUCCCAAUUUGGAUGGAAUUGUUGAUAAGUCUGGUGUUGUUGUUCAUGGAGAAUCGUCUAGAGUGACAAGACGUGAUGAGAUAUGGCCUGUGGAUGAAACGGAUUGGAUCGAACUCGAAGUUCUCGAGAAUGUAGAUGAGGAAUUUGGAAGGAGGGGUGUCAAUAGCAGGGCUUCAUGAGUAGUAGCUCAGCCGUGAAUAAUAUUGUCUCUUUCUUCUAUAUAUACUAAUAUAUAGAGCAUCGAGUCCAUAUAUAUCAAUCAACACGAAGAGUUCCCUGAGGGGUAUCAUUCAAAUAAGUUGAUGCCCUUUGCGCCUGAUCACAUAAAACUCCUAUUCCCUCCAGAUAUGAUGAACCCAAGGCAGAACACAUAUCGUUCUUAAUAAAUUACCCAAGACAGAAAAAUCCCUAAAACACUGCAUUUUCCAACACUUCCCCAGCCUAUGCCCUCCAUCCCUGCACAAACUCAUGAAGACGGUCGAUAACAACCCCAAAAAUAGCAUUCACGCUAUCACUGAUGAGCUGCUCAAAAUGCCUUAUAGCCUCUUCUUCAUUCAUCUCUAGAUGGAAGCGCUCUUUCACUUUCAGAACCGCCUUGUCAGGCUCAACCCGGAUGUCAGGGAUAUUGGCAUCCACCAUGAGGCUGAACAGGUUGAGAAUAAGAUUUGCACUCUUGCGUAGGGUGGUGUACGCGGUGAAACAAUACUGCUUGAACUGCAGGUAGUGGGAAGAUGUCGUGCCACCCAUGCCCUCAACCAUUUCCUUGCAGAGUUUCAUCAUAGGCGCGAAGGGCUUCGGGUCGCGACCCAGAAUGAAUCCGAAAUCGGCGUGGAAGAAAUGGCCAUCUGGUGCGAGGAGGAGGUUCUCCAGAUGGCGGUCACCGACACCAAGGAGGUACGUGAUGACGCAAUAGCCGGCGCAAGAUUUGAUGUAGGUGUCCAUUGCCUCUUUACGGACGCCCAAUGGUUCGUUCUCAUCCGGGUUGUUGGCUUUGAGGUAGGCAAGGACGGAUUUGUAUUUUGCAGACGCAGCAGAUAGGGAUGUGGAGGGGAUGAAUUGUACAGCACCAGCCGUGGAGCUGGUGGCGAUAAUCCUAUAGGGGGUGAGCUUGAGGUCGAGAUUCUCCUUCUGGAGGAGCCGGUCCAUCAAGAUGAUGAUCUGAAUCACGAGUUGGUCUUGGCGGAGGUCGUCGCCGACUUUGAAAAGAAUUGGAUAUUUCCGGCCCUCGGAUGUUUUGAAAGUAAUGUGUAGCGGGGAUAGUGAAGAUUUAAAGACAUUGGACUCGUCGGGGAAGCAACCGGUAAUUGAUACCUCUGGGUCCAAAGGGAGAGGCAAGGGAGGAUCAAUAUUGAUAAGCUCAUUCUUGGGGUCUUUCAGACACCUCUUUAGCUUCUCAAUCUUGUGUAUCCGGUUCUCUCGAGAGAAGCGGAUGUCCUUCGCAAUUUUUGUGAGCACCGUUACCAAUUCACCUUGGCGCAACAAGGUCUUCCUGUGUUCUGCGUGAAUUCGCUCUAGUUCGGCCAUGAAAUAAAAUUCCACCCGAGCGAAAAGCCGCCGCUGGGCAGAUAAUGUUCCAGGGGUAUCAUCACAUUCAACAAUAAGAUACCAAUGUAGAUAACUCCCAAGUUUGAAAUUGUUGGCAGCGCGGGACACCAAAAAACUUGCCAAAGACGAAUCAUAGCCUGCGUCCUCGGUGUUCUCAGCAGGACUGUUUUCGUACUUCAAUGCUUGGACUAGUUGUAGCAGAUAAAGAAGAAGCUCUUCGUCGUCUGCCUUUCGGAGUCUGUCAACAGCAUAUGACCGGACCGCAGCAUUGUCGAAAGUAGGACCCAAAAGUUCCAAAGCAUCGUCAACGUCGAUUUCCGUCCACUUAGGGAGGAUAUCCACAGCUUGGCGAGCUUCACCUACAUCAUGCCAGUUGACAGACUUGACAAACUUUGUUAGCGCUCUCUUCUCACGAGUAAGAUAGUACCUGAAUCUCCAGACGAGAUCCUUUUCUUCGGCACUUAGAUCUUGUGUGGGUUCGUAAGACAGUAUAUUAUUGAGCUCAUCACGGUUUUUGGGAUUCGGUUUCAGAUCACGGUCCAUUAUGCCAGUACGAUGACUGCGGAUCAAUCUUCUGUGCUUGUCCUCACAUGGAUUUCCUGUCUGGCCGACCUCAGGAUCGUAGAUCCUAAUAACACUGUCCCCGUUACCACCUUCGAUUCCAGGUCCAAAACGAACUUCCGGAAUAGGCUUCAGUGCCGAAUUUGGAUUUCUAGGUGCAUUUUGAGGAUGUGAUGAGACGGGGGUGGGAGGAUAGUCAUGAUCGGCCCAGACGAUUGGGUGGUCGAACCGUGGGAACUCGACAUAGAGAACGAAGUUUUCAUUGUCUAAGCUUUCCCUGUCUGGCUGCUCUUCGUCAGAACCAUCGCUAUGCGCAGGUUUUUG